Physella acuta is the source of this 2375-nucleotide messenger RNA. RefSeq names its product asparagine--tRNA ligase, cytoplasmic-like. The record is from RefSeq and is a predicted model, not a curated record. Gene Ontology annotation, cellular component: cytoplasm. Lineage: Eukaryota; Metazoa; Mollusca; Gastropoda; Physidae. Gene Ontology annotation, molecular function: ATP binding; nucleic acid binding; asparagine-tRNA ligase activity. Gene Ontology annotation, biological process: asparaginyl-tRNA aminoacylation.
UAACCAGUUGGGUCAUGUGAUUCAAGUCACAUGAUUCAGAUCCCUAAACAUCAUGACAGGACAUGUCCAUGUAAGAUUUAUAUAAAGUAAAUACACGUCAGUCUUUACACCCUCUCGUAGUCACAGAUGUUUUUAUAUUUGCUAAGAUAGGAAUUCACUGCGACUGUACUACAUGAUGGAUAGCUACUCAACUGAUAUCUGCAGUACUGACGUCAAGAACAAACUGAAAUUGGACGCCGAGAGAAGAGAGAAAAACAUUGAAGAAGCGCAAAAAAUCAAAAUUGAAGACGAUCCAAGUUUGCCUAAGCCAAAACAGAUCAAAAUCCGAGAUGCCAGAAAAACUAGAGAUCAGCGGGUGAAAAUAUUUGGCUGGGUCCAUCGUCUCAGGCGGCAGGGUAAAAGUUUGAUGUUUGUUGUACUGAGAGAUGGGACAGGCUUUCUUCAGGCAGUCUUUGUGGAUAAGCUGUGUCAGACCUAUGAGGCCUUGACCUUAGCAACAGAGGCUUCCAUAGCCGUCUAUGGCGUCAUCAAACAACUGCCGGAGGGCAAGACAGCCCCUGACCAGCAUGAGCUGACCGUAGACUUCUGGGAACUGAUUGGCUCAGCACCACCUGGGGGUAUGGACACGGUGCUUAAUGAGGAAGCGCUACCAGACGUCCAGCUGGACCAGAGACACAUGCUGAUCCGUGGAGAAAACAUGGCCAAGGUUCUGAAGAUGAGGUCCUUCAUUACGCAAUGUUUCAGGGAUCACUUCUUUGACAGGGGUUACUUUGAGCUGACCCCACCGACCCUGGUACAGACCCAGGUAGAAGGAGGGUCGACCCUGUUUGGCUUCAACUAUUUCGGCGAGCAGGCGUUCCUGACCCAGAGUUCCCAGCUGUACCUGGAGACGGUGAUACCUGCAAUGGGUGACGUCUUUAGCAUGGCCCAGUCCUACAGGGCGGAGGUCUCCAAGACCAGACGACAUCUCGCCGAGUACACCCACGUUGAGGCCGAAUGUCCAUUCAUAACCUUUGAAACUCUGCUGGACAAGAUCGAGGACCUGGUGUGUGACGUGGUGGACAGAGUCCUGAGGUCACCCUACGGCCACAUCGUGUAUGAGCUCAACCCUGAUUUCAAGCCGCCCAAGAAGCCUUUCAGGAGGAUGGAGUACAAGGACGCCAUCGUCUGGCUCAAGGAGCACAACGUCACUAAGGAGGAUGGAAGCUUCUACGAGUUCGGUGAUGACAUCCCAGAAGCCCCAGAAAGAAAGAUGACAGACACCAUCAACGAGCCCAUGUUCUUGUGUAAGUUCCCAGCAGAGCUCAAGUCCUUCUACAUGCCCAGGUGUAAGGGGGAUAGGAGACUAACAGAGUCGACUGACCUAUUGAUGCCCAACGUGGGGGAGAUAGUCGGCGGUUCCAUGAGAAUCUGGCAGCAAGACGAGCUGGAGGCUGGGUUCAAACGGGAGGGGAUCGACACCACCCCGUACUACUGGUACAUCGACCAGAGAAAGUACGGCACUUGUCCCCACGGUGGCUAUGGUCUGGGACUGGAGCGCUUCCUCUGUUGGAUCCUCAACCGGUACCACAUCCGUGAGGUCUGCGCUUACCCCCGUUUCGUCGGCAGGUGCAGGCCUUAAGCCUAAGGACAGGUGUAGGCCUUAACCUUUGUACAGGUGCAGGUCUUAAUUAGGCCAGAAUCCUGUGGGAAGGUGAAGGACUUACGACGCUGUUGCAGAUGUAACCCCAGGCCUAUCUUCAAGUGUAGACGUUAGUUCAUAAUGGCGGCUGCAGACAGUAGGGCCUACACAUCAAAAUGUAAUAAAAUUUGGCUUAUAUUUCUGGUUGUCGCCUUUGUUUUAACAAUUUACCUCCCCUGUAUAACCUAACCCAAUAUGUGCAUUGGACACAACUUUUAUUUAUGCUUCAUAUGCAUUAUUUUAUUUUUUAUUUAUACAUAUGGCUGAUUACUAAAUAUAAUCGAAAUUAUAUAAUGAAGUUAUUGAACUUAGAUUUUUACCUCUAUAUAUGUGUAUGUAUAUCUGCACCUACAAGGACUCUGUGGCACAUAAUCUUUAUGCGAAAAAUCAUGAGUGAAUUUCCAAAUAAACUGUAUUAAAUAGUAGAAGCUGUUUCAAUUAUUAUAUUUAGGUUAUUUUUUUAAUAAUAUUUCAACAAGUUUGAUAUGAAAAUUACUGUUAACUUUAUUUCUAUUUUAGCAAUUUUAAUUAUUGUUAUUUUUAUCAUUAUUAUUACAACUUAUAAAAUUGUUGAGCGUAUUCUUAAAACUAAUGAAACACAAUCGUGAUUAGAUACACCAAAUAUUACUAACAAUUAUUUAACACCUUGUACAUAUUUUGUGUAUUUACAUAAUUAAACAGUUUUAUACACAAC